AUGGCUAAUCUAAAGCUAUAUUUUUAUGUUUUAAUAAUCAUAAUUUAUGUAAGUAGUGGAAAAAGUGAAAAUAACGUCCAAAUUCCAUGUCCAAAUUUGUGCCAAUGUGAAAAUAACGUCGAAACGGGAUUAAAAGUUAAAUGUGAAAAUAUAAAAGAUAUUAAAGAAAUCAUAUUUGGUGAAAACUCAUCAGAAAUUGCUCAUUUAGAACUAGCUAAUAAUCAAAUCUCGUAUAUUGAAGCAGAUGCUUUUGCCGGAAAUUUUAGUAAGCUUCAGCGAUUGAAUGUCAGCAACAAUCAAAUCACAAAUAUCUUCCAAGGUGCCUUUGAUAAUCUCAAAUCACUCAAAAUCCUAGACAUUUCAUCAAAUCCUCUUGCUUGCAAUUGUGAACUUUUGUGGAUAGUUGAUUAUGUUAAAAAUUAUUCAAUUAAAUUGAAACCACCACCAAAAUGUGCAACACCAGAAGAAUUCAAAGGACAUGCAAUUAAAAAAAUCCAUAUUGGAAUAGAUAUUCAUUGUUCUGCUUCGGUAACUAAUCAACCACAACUUGAUCUGAUUCCCGACAGAACUCAAUUGAUCUUUGAAGGAGAUUCAUUAACAUUAACAUGUCGAGCACCACGACUUGCUUUGGGAUCGAUGAGAGAGCAAGAAGAUUUUGCAACUAAAUCAAAUGUCUUCUGGGGAUGGUCUGAAAAGAUUGUCUCACCGGGAAGUAAAGAAGAUGUCGUGUUCUUAAAUCCAACAGAGAAAUUUCCAUCCGUCUCAAUUGAUGAAAGACAUUUCUCAGAUUCUGGAAUUUUAUAUUCUGUUUUAAAGAUUCCACACGUGACGAGAAAUCAUUCGGGAUUAUUUGAUUGCACAUUACAACAGAAAGACGAUGGACAUCUGUCAAAGAGAGUUUCAGUUCUUGUUAUAAGUGAUAAGACAAAAUAUUGUUUUGCUCAAGAGACGAGUGACAACAAAGGAAUUUUCUCAUGGCCUCGAACAAUUCGUGGUAAUACAGUAAGACUUCCUUGUGCAAUUGACGGUGUUGGAAGUAGUUCUGCAACUCGCAGAUGCAAUGAAACUGGGCUAUGGGAAAAUGUUGAUGACUCAAGUUGUCCUUACAUAAGAGAAACCACAAGAAUUCUUGAGCAAUUUGCGAAAGUUAAUCUGACAAUUGCUAGAGGAAGUGUUCUUGAAUCAGCUAAACGCUUAAGAACAUUCACUGCGAAGAAUUCACGAGAAAGAUUCAAAGAUCCCGUUGAUGUUAUUUACAUAGGAAAAACUGUUCAAAAUUAUUUAGAAUUCAUAAAUAUGGAGAAGGAAUUAAGUUCAAUCAUUAUUGAUAUUGUUUCUAAUGUUAUGGAGUUUCCUAAGAAAUUACUCGAGCAUGCUCAAUUUAUCGAUGGAACAUGCAAGAAGCUAAUCGAAGCCGCUGAAGAAGCUGCUUCGUAUACUACAUCAGCAGAUUCACAAAAACAAAAUUUAGCGAUAGAACUUUUCAAAAUUCCAAUGGACAUCAUAGUUGGAAUUACAUGUUCAUGGAUAAAAAUCGAUAAUUCAAGAAUCUUUCAAUGUAACACAGCAAGUCGAACUCAAAGUUUAGCGUUUCAUGAGAAGAACAUCGAAGCUUCAAUUCAAUUUCCAGCAACACAAUAUUCUGGUUCACAAACUCAUCGUCUGUUAGUGUCAGUUUAUCAGAAUAAUAAUUUCUUUCCACAAAACAAAUCGCAAGGAAAUUUUUUAAUAACAUCAAACAUUAUUGGAGCAAAGUUAGUUGGGCCAGCAAUUCCAUCGCCGAUGGCUCCGAAGAAUCUUUCUGAUUCAAUUUUUAUUGCUUUGAAGGCUGCACCAUUUCAUGACAAUAUCAGCCUUCCAAAACCUGUCUGGUGGGAUCCUGAAAUGAACGAUGGAUCUGGUGGUUGGUCACUUAAUCAAGGAUGUCAAUCGCUUCAUUAUUCACAUGGAAUUCAAAUGUUCUCAUGUAAUCGUCUUGGAUUUUAUGGUCUCGUUCAACAUGCAGGUGCACUAAAUGACUUUCCUGAUGAAAAUGCUGGCGCAAAGUUUCGCUUUUCACCAUUUGGCUUCUAUCUUGGCGCUUUUAUUUUAUUCUUUACAAUGUGGAUUAAUAUUGUUACUUACGUUCUUUACUUCAAUCAAAUCAUGAUGGGACGAAGAAUUAAACAUUCACUCAUCAAUACUUGGCUUUCAAUUGCUUCUCUCGUCUUCAUCUUUGCUGUUGGCAUCUUUCAAACGGAAGAUUACAAAAUGUGUCAAUUCUUUGGUGUUUCCAUUCAUUAUCUGAGCUUAUGUGUGCUUCUUUGGAUUUGCGUGUCAGUCUCAAAUAUGUACAAGAGAGUGUCAAGAAAUGAUCGAAUUGCCAUUGAAGAUGAAUUACCAAGAGAAGAGCCGAGAACGAAGAAACCAAUUCUUGGAUUGUAUCUUGUUGGAUAUGGCAUUGGAUUGUUGAUUUGUGGAAUAAACUCAGCGGUAAACUUCAAGGAAUAUGCAAGUUAUACUCACUGUUUCAUGGAUUCAAGUUCAGAGUUAGGAGCUUUGUUCCUACCAGCUUCAAUUCUUAUUUUCUUCCUGCUUAUCAUGUUCAUUUGCAUCAGAUUUCAUUUAAGAAAUCGAGUGAUUUGUAACACUCACAUGUCGGAAGGAACUGAAGCAUUGGAAAUUGAUUUGUUGGAAUCGAACAAUGCUGUAAAUGCAGCAAGAAGUAUUCGAAGUGUGCGAAGUUUAAGCACACAACCGACACAUUCUUCAGCAGACGAUCUUGAAGCUUCACCACGUACACAACUUAAAAGUUACAUUAUUGUCGUUGCGCUUUAUUUGUUGACAUGGAUAUCAGCUGGAAUGGGAGUUUCAAUUCCAUUCAAUGAACGAUUAAUUUAUGAAGAAGAAAUCUUCUCAAUUGCUUUUGCCAUCUUCGCGACAUUCUUGGGAUGUUUCAUAAUGUUCUUCUAUGGAAUUGCUCGUAGUGAUAUUCGUGCAAUUUGGUCAAGAAUUAAACAUCAUACAGUUAAUCAACAAGCAUCAGUUUAUGGCGAUGAUAGCAGCAAUGCUGAAAUGUUUUACAACCCAAGUCAAAGCAAUGCGGCGCGAAGAUUCUUCAAGAAACAGAAGAAACUCUUAAAACUCAACAAUAUUGACGUUCAAAGAAGGAAUGAUUUUAAUGACGCGUCGAGUGACAUUUCAUCAACAAUUAUGUCGUUUUCGAAACCUGUGAGUGAGAUGUUUGGAACGAGUAGUAAAGUCAACAACACAAAUAUUCAUGUUGAUGAGAAUAAGAUGAAAGCAAAACAAUUCUCAAACGCAAACAUUAUGUCUGACAGUUGUAAUGAAAGUGAACUUUUUAUGGAUAUUUGCCAAGAAGGUUUAAGAUUUAGUACAUUGAAGAGUAAAGUGAACAACACAGAAGCAAAUGUUGCAAAUAUUUAUACAAACUUUCUUGAAAAUCAAUCACCAGCUCAUGAAACUGUUGCGAUGAAAUAUGAGGAGAAGCAGAAAUCUUCUGAUGUUCACAAUAAUUUAAACAAUCCUGUUGAUAAAAAUAUUCCAGGUCCACUUUAUGUUAACACGAGAAAUAUUAUGGAAAAUACAAUUGAAGAAGUUAAUGAGACGUCAGAUCAAGAGGCUGAAGUGACACCAUUAAUGGUGAAAGUAAACAAUCCAAACGAUGCUAUGAACACAGUUGGUCUUCCUUCACCUCCAAAUCAACAAUUGGAAGAUGAAUCGAAGCAAAAAAAUCAUCUCAACUUGACACGAGAAGAAACUUACAUAUCACCUUCUUUGGAGAUUUCUGGAAAAUCUCUGAAUGAAGUUGCAACGAAACCAUCUCAAGUGAAGUCAAAAUCUUUGGAUCAAUUAAAUUUAGUGACGAGUUUAAUUUAUCAGGAAACACAUACACGAUCAAUUUCAUUCAACAACAUAUCAUUAAUUGAUCAAAAUUAUUUAUUACCAACAGCAGCAAUUGCCUCAAGUACAACAAAUAAUUAUCAUCAACAUCAUAUGACGUCGUCUCUUAUGAUGAAUCGUGAUGAAUCUAACAGUCCGAUACUGAUUGCACCUUCACUUUGUGAUUUGGAGAAUAUCGACGAUGAUAUGGGAAAUGAAAGCAAUUUUACUGUCAGCAAUGACACUGUUGAUGAUUCCAGUAUGGAUGAUUUGUUGAAUAAUCAAUCAGUUGAUGCAAAUCGACACGAUUGCACUCCAGUCUUUCUCAACCCUGACAACACGCCUAAUUUUAAUAUUUUCAAUUCAACAUCAAAUCGCAACUCAAGCCCAACAAAUUACAGUGACAUUAAUUAUCAAAAUUCUGAGUUGAGCAUUAGAAGUCAAGAUCUUUAUGCGCCAGCUGAUAACGAUUUAAACUUCAUACUCGCAGAACGUGACAAUCUUAACUUUAGCAUAAGUGACGAUGAUGAAGAUAAUGGAAAUCACGCUUCAGAAUUUAAUUGCUCAAGUGACUUCUUAAUUCAUCCGCAACAGUCUGAUGAAGAUGGAAUUGAUCAGCUUUACGAACAGGUGCGUGGAACUGACAUUCCAACACCGAAGAUAAAACCACCUCCACCUCCUAAGCCGAAGAAUAUUAAACUAACACGACAUUAUCUUUUCCAACAUUCAAAUCUUUUGAGUCCAGGAGAUGACGAUGGCAGUAGUAUUAUUUAG
Molecule: messenger RNA, 4656 nt
Organism: Clunio marinus
Lineage: Eukaryota; Metazoa; Arthropoda; Insecta; Diptera; Chironomidae
Source: the annotation of a GenBank genome assembly